AUGGCGAACCGAGCCCAGCUCGGCAGAAGUAGCGUAGCCAAUUUUGCAAACAUUCGUCAUAUAGAGUCAAGAAACUGGCAUCUUCUCGUAGAUGCCAGCUUCUUCGAAGCUGGCAUCUUCUCGAGAUGCUAUGAAAUAGGAUGUGUACGCCGUGAGAGUCUCAAGUUUGAUGACAGCAUCGGGAAGAAUCUUGAGAGUAGCGGGACAGCUUCACAGAGUUUCCGCCAGCAUUACAACAAAGCCUGGCAAUCAGUAAUCCCGAAGGCUGAGAACAUGCCGCCGAGCUUCGAAUACAGCUCCCUUCCAGAGACCUCAGGAACUGCUCCAGGGAAAGGCUACUAUCUUAAGUGCAACAUGUGUUUAUCUUUCAAUCAAGACGUAUAUCUCUGCACGUUAUUCAAAGACAUUGUAGACGAUCCAGGGAGAAACGUGAGAUCAGUCACUCCGGGAGGAUCUGCCCCUUUCACAAGCGUUCUGGUUAGGACGAACCACUACAUUUGUUUUGAGAUCACGGAGGCUCCGGAGAAACUAUUCGAAAAGAUCUAUCAGCUUAGUCGAGUAUCUCAUGUUCUCAAGAGCGAUUUCAUUGGAAAGGAGGCGCAGAUCGCCGCGACAGGGAUAUUUGUGAAUGGAGACAAGGCCGUCUUCGACUUUUCUUGUGAAAAAGUACAAGAAUUUCUUGUCAAAGCAGCCGAGGACGACAAACUUGGUAAGCUGUUCAACUGGGAAGUCCCUAUCUUCUUGAUUCAUACUCCAUAUCGAAACUUGUUCACCGCAAUCGAGGAAGUGAAUCAAAACUUGAAGGAAAGUAUUGAGGCAAUGAGAUCCGAGAUCAAGGAAAGGGAUCAGAAAAUGAGAUCCGGGAUCAAGGAAAGGGAUCAGAAAAUCAGAUCCGAGAUCAAGGAAAGGGAUCAGAAAAUCAGAUCCGAGAUUAAAAAUAUAUCAUCUGAGAUCAAUCAGAGUUUGAGCACUAAACUCGAUCAGAUUAUCAAUCUCAUGGCCCGCUAA
Molecule: messenger RNA, 1008 nt
Organism: Guillardia theta CCMP2712
Lineage: Eukaryota; Cryptophyceae; Pyrenomonadales; Geminigeraceae
Exons: 1
Coding region: 1-1008 (335 amino acids)
Source: RefSeq, a predicted model, not a curated record